AUGCGCCCCGAUCGGCCUCGCGACCCCGUCACCGGUCCCGACGAGGGACCGGAGCCCCCGUAUCCCAUUCGCAUGAGUGGACCUGUCAUCAAAGGCUUCGGGCGGGGCAGCAAAGAGCUGGGCAUCCCAACAGCCAACAUCCCCGCCGAUGAACUCUCCCAGCAUCCCGAAUUGUCCGUAGGCGUUUACUACGGCGUCGUGGCGCUCGACCCAGCGCGCUUCGCAACGGGGGAGACCAUCCGCCCGGCGGUGCUGAGCAUCGGAUACAAUCCUUUCUACAAGAACGAGUCCAAGUCGAUUGAAAUCCACAUCAUGCCGCCCCUCUCCGCCCCCUCGCCGACCGCCACUACUUCCACCGACGGACAGGUCACCUUCCACAAAAUGCCCGACUUUUAUGGCACGCCACUCAACUUGCUGAUUCUGGGAUAUAUUCGUCCUGAAUACGACUAUGUUUCGUCGGAGGCGUUGAUCGAGGAUAUCCGCGUCGACUGUGAGGUCGCGAGGCGGAGUUUGCAGCGCCCGGCGUAUCGGUGCUAUUUGGUUGAGGAUCCGGCUUGUGAGGGGAAUGUAAGGGAGGAGAUUCGCUGGUUGACCAGUUUCGAGUAG
Molecule: messenger RNA, 606 nt
Organism: Aspergillus luchuensis
Lineage: Eukaryota; Fungi; Ascomycota; Eurotiomycetes; Eurotiales; Aspergillaceae
Gene: fmn1
Product: riboflavin kinase
Exons: 3
Coding region: 1-606 (201 amino acids)
Biological process (GO): FMN biosynthetic process; riboflavin biosynthetic process
Cellular component (GO): mitochondrion
Molecular function (GO): riboflavin kinase activity
Source: RefSeq, a predicted model, not a curated record